AUGAACGAAGUUCUCGCAGAGACCGAUUUGUUAGGAACUACAGCCACGAACGGAAUAACGACCUCAAACGGAACUAUGACGUGCAAGGAGCGAUGGACGUGUUCGUCGUGUACGGAAACGACAAUGCAGCUAUGCAGCUGGUUGGUUGCCGAACAAAUAUGCACGGACAAUACGGCAGUGAAAGUGCAAAGCCGGAUGAUGGUCACCAACGGGUCGUCCUGUCCAAAGUUUUCGGUCAACAAUAGGGUCAACGUAUUGAAUGACAACCAGAUUAUAAUGUCUACGGUUACGGUUGAUGACUGGAACAUGGGUGGUGGUUUUGUAAAUUUGUUAGCCAACAGCAGCGUCGUGUGUCAGUCGGGCAAAAAUACCUACAAGGCCAAGGUGGACGGCAACCAAAUCUCCUGUUCCUGGGAAUCGAAGCUAACAUCACUGUACCAUACCAGGUGCCAGCAGUUAGUACCGCACUACAAUCAUUUAUCGAUCGUGUUCAAUGGAAAAUUUUUGCGAUUCGACAACGUCAGCAACCACUAUUUGACCACGUACCCUGGGGGCGGCGAUUGCCCAAAAAUGGAGUGCCCUCAUUGUCACUGGAACAACGGCACUCACAGGUUUUAUUGUACUAUGUGUUCAGUGGAGAACAACACUUUCGCGGACACAAUACCGUACUGUGACGUACGGAAUAUUUCGAGUCUCUUGUAUUUGGAGACCAUCAACAUCCGAAACGAUGAAAGGUGUUCUAGCAAAGGUCCAGUUGUAAUUAAUUAUUCUGUAACUCCAAAAAUUAAUCUUCAAUCAAAAUUGUUCUUAAAUCCCGGGUCCGGCAACAGUCAAGUGGUGAACCACAGUUCUCCGGUCCAUCCAACAUUGGACCACGGUCAAGUGUUUGGCGGUAUCGAGUCCGGCAGCACCACAUUUUGGGUGCAUGGUCAACAUUUUUCCGGAUUGCGGAAUGUGAAGUUUUGCGUCAAAAAUAGAUACUGGUGCGGCAACUGUGAUGUCCGGAACGACACGCAUAUGGUUUGCCGGACUCCUAAGAUCAACAUCCAUCCGGAAGAUGCAUUUGAAAAUGAAUAUUAUGUGUUGUUUUUCGCUGAAAAAUCUAUUGGAAUAAAGUAUAACUUCAGUUUACCGGAUUUACAUUACCAGCGAUAUCAUGAUCCGGUUUUCACGGACUUCGUGGUUGACGGUUGCUGCAAUGUUACCGUAAAUGGCCUGUACCUGGACAAAGGUUUCACCGCUGAGGACUUGUCCAUUAUACUGGUCGGCGAAAGCUCGUCCUCUCGUUGUCAGAUCACUUCGUUGGACAGCACGCAGAUCAUUUGUAAGGUGUCACAGUCAUCGUCAUCUCAGUUAGGCACUCUGCCAAAACAGCUCAAUGUCACGAUAGGCGGCAAUCUGAAUGUCAUAAAACUGUCGAAACAAAAAUACAUUCAUUUCAAAAGUUUAUUGGCUCGGAUUUUAUGGCCGGGUGUCGUCACUAUAGGCGCGUUCGUUUCUUUCAUUGAGGUUCUAUGGGUGGCCCUCGUAUUUUUUAAGGCCACCAAGGAAUAUGACCUAUUGCAUUUACAUGGUGACCAUCAGCUUGCAAAAAUGCGACCGCUGGACGAACGAAAUCCCAAUGACUACGACGAAAAUGGCAAACCUGAAAAUAUGUGGUUGGUACGUGACGAAUGUCAUUAA
This is a messenger RNA of Macrosiphum euphorbiae (potato aphid), 1683 nucleotides long. Lineage: Eukaryota; Metazoa; Arthropoda; Insecta; Hemiptera; Aphididae. The record is from the annotation of a GenBank genome assembly.